Messenger RNA from Rosa chinensis, 2075 nucleotides. RefSeq lists its product as uncharacterized. Bases 350 to 1765 code for a protein of 471 amino acids. The record is from RefSeq and is a predicted model, not a curated record. The transcript has 6 exons. NCBI's taxonomy places the organism in Eukaryota, Viridiplantae, Streptophyta, Magnoliopsida, Rosales, Rosaceae.
CUUAGUCCUGAAUUUCUUGCCGUCACCUACUUCAUCUCAAUCUCAAUCUCUCUGCAUUCAUCUUAAUGCCAUAAUAUCCAUGGCAGAUCCAUAAUCUUCAUAAAACACAAUCCUCACGUACUAGCAAGAUUCUAACUCCAUCUCUACAAUCACAUCCAUCUGAAAUGCCAGCUUAUACCAAAAACUCUAUUAUCCACCAAAAUCCCCAAAUCAAUCCAACUGAUCUCUAUUUUGCAACUCAUAAUUCAUUGAUACCUAUGUGGUUCUGAACAAACUUCAUUGGGUACAUCUCAUCCUCAACCAAUCGUUACAGAAGUAAGUUCUGAAUUUGGCUGUAUAUUGGAAGAAAAUGAUUCCUCAAAUUGGAGGUCUCUCAGAUGAUGAAGAAUUCAUGAGCAUGAUAAACAUCCCUGCUGCAAGAAAUACAAGGCUAGAAUCAUCCCCUCCUGUGAACGUAAAUGAUACUGUAAGAUCAUCAACAAUCCCAACUGUUGGCAAUGAGGUGUCGAUUGAACCGGCAAUAAAUGUCAAUGACAGUGGUGCAAAUAGUAGGCCAAGUAAGAAGCGUAAGCAAAAGACUCGCAAGACUCGAGGAAAGAAUAAGCCUAAGUUUGCAUUAGAAGGACGAGAGAAACUCCAAUUUAAUGCCAUUGGGCAGCCUGUUGGCCCAAGUAAAAAAGUUGUAGAAUUUGGUCGAUUCAUUGGACAACUUGCAAGUGAAUGCUCCAAUUUUCCUCUCAAUGCUGAAAAUUGGGCUGAGAUUUGCAAGGCAGGCAAAGUAGAUGAGGCAUGGCAAACUGUUCAAGAUGCAUUGGAUUGGUCAGAUCCUGAAACUCUAAACUUGGUAGCUGACAUCAAAGAUGUGGUUGUGGAUAAAUUACACGAGCGUUGGAGAUCUUUGAAGUACAAGAUGAAGAAAAAAUGGUACAAACCUUUCAUGGGAAUGGAAAGGAGAUUCAUAUGUGGCAAUAAACACGUUCACGUGGGACAAUGGCGUGCGUUAGUGAGUACAUGGGACGAAACAAAAAAUCAGGAGGUUGCAGAGACAAAUGUAACAAAUCGACAGCAAUUAAAGUUGCAUCAGACAACUGGAACAAAAACCUAUGCUCAUAUGCGAUAUCAAUGGGAAUGUGAGCAUCCUGGAGAGGUACUUGAUAGGGUGACUUUCUUUGGCAUCGUAUAUGGUUCAAGGCAAAAAGAUCCAUCUAAGCCUCAGCCCAAUAAUGAGGAAGCUCAGAAAAAAUUUGAUGAAUUUGAAGAGCUUGAGAACAACGUACGAAUAGAAGGACGAGAAGUCACUCAUGAGGUUCGGAAUGAACUAUUUCACAAGGUGAUGGGCCCUGAGAAGCGUAAUCGGGUACGUGGAUACGGAAUUGGUGCAAAAUGGGCGGAUGUUCCAGGAAUUGUUACCCAAAAGAAUGGGAUAAAGUAUCAGCUAUUAACCUUGAGUGAGGCUUAUGAAGCAGAGCGUGAAGCUAAUGUAAGAAGGGAAGCAAAUUUGGCCCAACAAUUGAAAGAAUCAGCCGAGAGAGAAGAGGCGCUGCAAGCUUCUUAUGCGCAGCUGAACAAGAAGUUAGAUUUGAUGCAAGAACAAAUGGGUGCUAAUUCCUUGACCCAAAUCUUUGCUGCAGGGGGGAUAAAUUCUAUGGAAUCGUUAGAUCUUGGCCUACUCAUCAAUUUUCUAAAGAAACCAGACAAUCCCCUUGCAAUUUCUACUUCAAAUGUGCCAAUGGGACACAAUAUUGGUCAAAGCUGCAUGACUUGAGAGGUAAUGGAUACAAAAAUAUGCCCUUUUGAACAUGUUAUCAAGUUAGUGGCUGAUUUUUGGAAAUAUGUAAUUAAGACAAUAUUAGAUACCCAACUUCUGGAUCCCAUUAGUUAGGCUGGAUCUCUUUUGAAAAGCAAAAAUAAAUUCUAUUCUAUCCAAAUCCAAUAUGGAUUAGAAUGAAAUUUGUUUUUGAUAUAUGGAAGUUGUGAUGGUAGUUUUUUAGGACUUGUGUUAGAUAUUUGGAACUUGUGUAGUCUGCCAGAACUCUUAGCAUGGUGUUGAUAUAAAUGAAAUGGGCUAUGCUCUA